AAACAACAUGGUUUCACAAUAGUUUGUCCUUAGACGGAGACAGUGUGCCUGGCGUGGGCUGAUAACAUUUCAAAACUGUGAUACAAUGGGCGAUAAAGUAAAAAUUCAAGAGCUGGAUUCCGCAACACAAGAGUUGUUGAUGGGGCUAUACAAAAGCCGUGCGAAAUUUGCUCGUUUUGGUGAUGUUGGUUGCACGAUGCCGGCGACAUACAAGGAAGAUGCUGACAACAUGAGAACCAUGGCCGUUAGGCCCGAUGAUGUGUGGGUGACCUCGUUUCCACGAUCUGGAACAACGUGGACCCAAGAAUUAGUGUGGCUACUGAUGAAUAACUUCGACUACGACACGGCGUCAAACACGUCUCUGUGGGUCAGAUAUUGCUUCCUCGAAAUGAAACAUGUAUCUCUCGAGGACUACAGCCAAUCCCUGGAACUGGAACCAAAACUACGCGAAGAAGUUAAAGAAACCUUCCGUUCUUACGAGGAAAUAGUUAAAGAGCCAUCUCCACGCUUUAUUAAGACUCACAUGCCUUUCUCACUGCUGCCGGCGAACCUCCUGGACACUACUAAAGUGGUGUAUGUGGCCCGAGACCCACGGGACGUGGCCGUCUCCUUUUAUCAUCAUAAUAAACUGCUUAUUGGUUACACAGGAGACUUUAAAACUUAUUGGAAUCUUUUUGUCAGCAAUUUAGUCUUAUUUACUCCAUUCUUUCCGCAUUUGAAAGAAGCAUGGGCACUCCGUAAUCAUUCAAACAUGUUGUUCAUAUUCUAUGAGGACUUGAUAAAGAAUUUACCAUUGUCUAUCAAGCGCAUAGCAGAUUUCCUGGGCAAAGAUGCUUCUGAUGAACAAAUAACAAAACUAUGCGAGCACUUGGAUAUAAAUAAUUUCAGGAAAAAUGAGUCCGUAAACCCGUCGUUUCUGGUUAAGAUUAAUCCUGAUGCUGAGGGUUUCGUGAGACGUGGUGGUGCGGGUGGAUGGCGGCAGUACUUCGACGAGGAGAUGGCGGCGCAGGCGCAGCGCUGGAUGCGCGACCACCUCGCCGGCUCCGACCUCCGCUUCCCCGACCAUUAGUCACUAUACUGUGUCAUUAAGCAUAUUAUAUAGCCUCCGGGAGGUGUAUUAUAUAGGCGUAGUCCUUAAAGUCAUUAACACAGUCCAAUCAUGAUAAUAAAAUUUUAAGCGCCAUUUAUGCUAUUGACACUUAAGCCCUUUAUGGAAAUGUUUGCUUUUUACAAAAUUAAAAUCAUAAAAUCUGGUUACAAAA
Molecule: messenger RNA, 1262 nt
Organism: Leguminivora glycinivorella
Lineage: Eukaryota; Metazoa; Arthropoda; Insecta; Lepidoptera; Tortricidae
Product: luciferin sulfotransferase-like
Exons: 8
Coding region: 86-1069 (327 amino acids)
Biological process (GO): sulfation
Cellular component (GO): cytoplasm
Molecular function (GO): sulfotransferase activity
Source: RefSeq, a predicted model, not a curated record